Molecule: messenger RNA, 3487 nt
Organism: Thamnophis sirtalis
Lineage: Eukaryota; Metazoa; Chordata; Lepidosauria; Squamata; Natricidae
Gene: YTHDF3
Product: YTH N6-methyladenosine RNA binding protein F3
Biological process (GO): mRNA destabilization
Cellular component (GO): cytoplasm
Molecular function (GO): N6-methyladenosine-containing RNA reader activity; mRNA binding
Source: RefSeq, a predicted model, not a curated record
AGGACAGGAGGGUCCGGGCUGCGGAGACAAUCAGCCAGCGGCGGCGGGGAAAGUAGAGGAGGCGGAAACAGCGACCACGACGACCUGAGGGAGAGGAGGAGGAGGCCCAAGCGGAGCGGGGUGAGGGGGAUUGCGGCUCCCCGUGAAGAAUGUCAGCCACCAGCGUCGACCAGGUACCGCCUUCUCGCGGCUUCGUGGUUCCCGAGUGGAGGAUCCCCUCGUCCCGCCUUCCUUCCGUUGGUCAUAGCGGGGAUCCGAGCCCGCUACAUCCGAGACUGUGGGACUCCUCCCCUGCUCCCAGGACCGCCCCUUCUGCAGGCCUGGAGGCCGCUGGGCCUGGGGCCUUCCUGCCGAGGCUCAACGAUUCCAUUUGCUUGUGUUCACGGGAGGGCAAUUUAUUCGCUAGUCUCUUAAAAUCCACGACCUCCGGCCCUUUCCUUGCUCGGGCUGGUCCCUGGCCCUCUCUGACUGUGGUUGGACGUGGCUCUGAGGAAUUCGCAAGACCUAAAGGACAGGGAAAUAAAGUUUCAGUGCAAAACGGUUCGAUUCAUCAAAAGGAUGCAGUAAAUGAUGAUGAUUUUGAGCCAUAUCUGAGUAGCCAGACAAAUCAGAGUAAUAGCUAUCCACCAAUGUCAGACCCAUACAUGCCUAGUUAUUAUGCUCCCUCCAUUGGUUUUCCAUACUCUCUGGGUGAAGCAGCAUGGUCCACAGCUGGAGAUCCUCCAAUGCCAUACUUGACAACUUAUGGACAGAUGAGCAAUGGUGAACACCACUAUAUUCCCGAUGGUGUAUUCAGUCAACCUGGGGCUUUAGGGAAUACUCCUCCGUUUCUUGGUCAGCAUGGAUUUAAUUUUUUUCCUGGAAAUGCAGAUUUCUCUACAUGGGGGACAAGUGGAUCUCAGGGGCAAUCAACCCAAAGCUCUGCUUAUAGCAGCAGCUAUGGCUACCCACCCAGCUCUCUCGGUAGAGCUAUAGCCGAUGGACAGGCUGGAUUUGGCAAUGAUACUUUGAGCAAGGUACCUGGAAUUAGCAGCAUUGAACAAGGUAUGACUGGAUUGAAAAUUGGUGGUGAAAUGACAGUUGCUGUAACAAAAACAGUUGGAUCAGCUCUAACCAGUACAGGUAUGACCAGCAUUGCAGCAAAUAAUGUGCCUGCAGUUAGCAGUUCAGCACCUAAACCAACCUCGUGGGCUGCCAUUGCAAGAAAGCCUGCUAAGCCUCAGCCAAAACUUAAACCUAAAGGUAAUGUGGGAAUUGGGGGCCCUACAGUACCGCCACCACCUAUAAAACACAACAUGAAUAUUGGCACUUGGGAUGACAAAGGGUCGGUGGUAAAAGCUCCUCCAAUCCAACCAGUACUGCCUCCUCAGACUAUAAUUCAACAGCCUCAGCCUUUAAUUCAUCCACCUCCUAUGGUGCAAAGCCAGCUGCCGCCGCCGCAGCAGCAACAGCAGCCGCCACCACAGUCACAACAGCCUCAAGGACCUCAGCAACAGGCUCAGCCUCAUCAGCUGCAGCAGCAGCAACAGCUGCAAAAUCGCUGGGUGGCUCCUCGCAAUAGAGGUGUAGGCUUCAAUCAGAGCAAUGGAGCUGGCAAUGAAAACUAUGGUAUAGGUGUUAUACCAGUUAGCUCUUCACCAUCUGGUGUAGAAGUACACCCAGUUUUGGAAAAAUUAAAGGCCAUAAAUAACUAUAAUCCCAAAGACUUUGACUGGAACCUGAAGAAUGGUCGUGUGUUUAUAAUCAAAAGCUAUUCAGAGGAUGAUAUACAUCGUUCCAUUAAAUAUUCUAUCUGGUGUAGUACUGAACAUGGUAAUAAGCGCUUGGAUGCUGCAUAUCGUUCACUGAAUGGAAAAGGCCCACUCUAUUUACUUUUCAGUGUGAAUGGCAGUGGACACUUCUGUGGAGUAGCUGAGAUGAAGUCGGUGGUGGACUACAAUGCGUAUGCUGGAGUGUGGUCUCAGGAUAAAUGGAAGGGGAAGUUUGAUGUUAAGUGGAUCUUUGUUAAAGACGUUCCGAACAACCAGCUGCGGCACAUUCGCUUGGAAAAUAAUGACAACAAACCAGUUACCAAUUCAAGGGACACUCAAGAAGUACCCCUAGAAAAAGCCAAGCAAGUGCUUAAAAUAAUUGCUACUUUCAAGCAUACCACCUCAAUCUUUGAUGACUUUGCACAUUAUGAAAAGCGUCAAGAGGAGGAGGAAGCCAUGCGUAGGAUGAUCCCUGCAUUUCCAGAUUUUGGGAGGCUACAGGGGAAGGAGGUUGUUUUGCCUUCCAACUAUGAGGUCAAUUUGGCCAUCUCAACAAGUUUUUAUCAACUUCGCCAACCACUCCUCAACUGAGAGGAAUAGAAACAAACAAUAACUAUAUGGAGAUUAUCCUUCUAGAAUUACAACACUAAUGAUGUAGACUCUGGAAAUGCCUAAUAUGUCUAAGAAGACGUUAUUAAAGCUUUGUUCCUGCUUAAGGUGACAUCUUUGAACACUUUAACACAAAUGACUCUUCUUGUAAUGGUUCUCAUCAGUGCAUCUGCCCUUAUACUCUCUCACCAAACACACUUGAGAACUGUAACUUCGUCAAGCACUUUCUGUCCUGAAGCUUUUACCAGUAUCUGCUGUCUUUUGUAAUUAUGCAUCCUAGCUAAGGCACAGGAGAUGGAACGAAUGCAAGGAUUCAUUAACUCUUUGAAUUUGUUAAAUACUAACAAUUAACCAUCAUAAGUGGUUCAAUGAUGUGAGAUUCACAUUGCUUCAAUUUAUUUUUCUUUGAUGUAGUUUUUUAAUUGUCAGGUUUUUUUUAGCUAUUCAGCAGAAUUUAAAGCAAAAUCAUGCCAUAUUUAGUCCUGGAGUAAAAUUCAAGUCUAAAUGUUCAUGUGAAAAUUAUUGUAGUAAACUUUUAAUAUGGCAAAGCAACUUUGAGCUACAGUUUAGCCAAAUGAAUUAUAACAUGAAAUUAUAUUAGAAUGUCAUUUCCCUUGUUUCAAACUGUUUGGUGUAGAGAAUAUUAAUAUAUGCAGCUUGGUGGGCCGCACCAGUUAAUGCACAUUUCUUUUUUUCCCCCCUGUAACAUGUAUACCAGAAGAAGUGUGUUUGUCUGAGGAACUGUUUGCUACACUCAAUCUCAAUUUUGAGUACAUGUACCUCAGUCUAAAUCAGACUUUUUAUGACCUUUAUAACAACACUUAAAACCUUUAAUUCCUAUUUCUGGUGUUUGCAAGCCUGAAAAGAUUGCUAUCAUGGAAGUGAAAAUUUAUUCCUCGAAGUGAUUCACUAGCUAAAUAAACAUUAUUCUUGUUUUAGCAAGCAUAUAUUCAGUUUCUCAGAUUUUGUUUGUUCCCAAUUCUGAAUAUAAUAGUCUGCUAUUUUUUCAGUUCAAAAUACUUUGGGAAAUAAAACGUUUAUUCAUGGUUUCAGUUUGUAUGCUCUCAUGGCUGUGUUUACAUGUUACUUAUUAGUACUAUAUAAUAAAAGCCUAGGAAUCAUAAUCA